Cataglyphis hispanica is the source of this 937-nucleotide messenger RNA. RefSeq names its product alpha-endosulfine (gene endos). The transcript is spliced from 3 exons. Bases 354 to 689 code for a protein of 111 amino acids. NCBI's taxonomy places the organism in Eukaryota, Metazoa, Arthropoda, Insecta, Hymenoptera, Formicidae. Gene Ontology annotation, cellular component: cytoplasm. The record is from RefSeq and is a predicted model, not a curated record. Gene Ontology annotation, molecular function: protein phosphatase inhibitor activity.
GUGUAACGGCCAUCAGGAACACAUGACAUGACCUUGCAUGUGACGCUUGACGCCGUUGCUGUUUUUGAGUUCGUAUAGGAAAGCUUUCAUUGUGACAGUCGUUUGCAACAGUUUGCAGUCGCUUGUUUCCUCGGGGUGUGUGCGUAUAAUUCAUCGGCUGAAAAAGCAUAACGUUUCGGGGAUAGAAAAUUUAAUUGAAAAAACUGUGUUUGAUAGCAUCAACCUUAUUACGCCGCUUUCACUUAGCUUAUGUAUGUUAUAUACGUUAGUGUCGAAAUUAGUAUUCGGAAGAUAAUUGGUCAUCCCUCCAAAAGAAGCGGUCACUGACGAGAAGUGUUUCAAAAUUUAUAACGAUGAGCGACGAUCAGACAAACGAGCAGAAUCCGACUGCAGAGUUGUCAUCGAGUGAUAUAGAAAAAUUGGAAGAAGCAAAGUUAAAAGCAAAAUUCCCAAACGCAGCUAAUCGACCAUUUGGUGGUCAUUCUGCAUUUUUGCAAAAAAAGCUAGCAAAAGGACAAAAAUAUUUUGAUUCUGGGGAUUAUCAAAUGGCGAGACAGAAAUCUACAGCUAAGCCAAAGCCAACUGGUGUUCUGCCAACAGGGGAUGCUAUACCAACACCAGAAACAGUACCACAACGAAAAACAUCUAUCAUACAACAAAAAUUUAAUACAUCAACAACAUCUUCAUAAGAUAAGAUCGUCAUUUUUUAAACUAUAUUUUGUUAAGUAGUCUUAUAUAUUUGGAUACCAGAGUAAUAUGGUUCCUUAUAAAUAGCUGGAGAUUUAAAUACAAUCUCAUAUUUAAAAUUUUUUUUUAAACAUUUCUUUAAUUAUUUUAUAUAAUAUAAAAUUCUUGUGUCUUUAGUGAAUCAAUUAUUUUUUAGCUACUUAUUCUUAAAAAAGCAUCUGUAAUAUUACAAUAAAAAUCAUAUUCUUUA